GAUUACUUGGUUGAUCGAACUUGAACUGACACCAUCUUACAGAAUUGAAACUGACUGGCUGUUGAAUCUUUUGCAGGUCUGAAGAAGCCUUUGGAAAAGAUAGAAAUGGCAAAGCCUGAAAGCAGCAACGGGCAGCUGGCAUCGAGGGCGUGUAGCCCUGAGGGACCGUCUAACAAUAAAUUAGAAACUAAAAGGACAGCAGGGCUGAAGAAGAAUGAGGUUUACAUCGGAAACCUGCCAUCUGACAUCACAGAGGAUCAGAUCAUGCAGCUGUUUGCGGCCUUUGAACCUGUGACGGUUCGCAGAAUAGUAUCGGGGCUGAAGUGCUUUGCGUUUGUGGACGUGGGGAAUCCUCAGAACAUGACGCUGGCCGUCAGCCACAUCAACAACACCAUCUACUGUGGCCGCCGACUGAUCGUCAGAGACCUGGUCAUAUCCAGGAGCUGUGAGAGACCACUGGAACUAUUGGACCAGGAGUUACUGCCCUUGGAGAAGGUGGACAACGACUCGGGCAAAGCUGCCAGAGCCGUGCCUUGCCCUGGAAGAUCCAGAGACAGAAGCGAACCCGUUUAUGCAGUGCCCUUGGAGAUGAGGAGUUUGCUGCAGGUGGAGGUGCUCUCCAGCUGUUUCAAGACCACGGAGUGGAUUGUGGAGAGCGCCAGUGUCCGCGGGGAGGUGGGACUGAUGGUCAUGGAGACCUUCCCUCAGAUGCCCUUCUUCUGGGCCAUGAACCUGACUCCGGAGACCUACAUGAAGAUGUGCCAGUUGUUCACCGCUCUGUCCGUAGUGACGCAAGACCAGCCCUUCCUGAUGAAAGCCGAGGUCCAGAGAGGCCGGCGCUGCAUGGCCGAAUACCCAGGAGAGAGCGGGGAUUGGAACAGAUGCUGGAUCGUGGACGUGGUCGAGGAUAAAGCCAUUCUGCUCUACGUGGAUUCGGGCAACACGGCGUGCGUGCCGGCAGCGGCCGUCAAGUCUCUGGACAAAGACGAGUUCUGGAACGUCCCUCCCCUGGUGCAACCCUUCGUCCUCCAUCAAGGCAAGUCUGCUGACGGUCUCAGCUCCGCUGAAGGUUAAUCCCCGGGAUGGCGGGACUGUCUUACGCUGAGAGAACGGAGCGGCUGGGCUUGUAUACUCUGGAGUUUGGAAGGGUGAGAGGGGAUCUCAUUGAAACAUAUAAGAUUAUUAAGGUGGUCUGAAGAAGGAUUUCGGCCCGAAACGUUUCCUAUCUCUUAAGGACCUUUUCUUAAGGGGUUGGACAGGCUAGAUGCAGGAAGAUUGCUCCCGAUGUUGGGGAAGUCCAGGACAAGGGGUCACAGCUUAAGGAUAAGGGGGAAAUCCUUUAAAACCGAGAUGAGAAGAACCUUUUUUAACACAGAGAGUGGUGAAUCUCUGGUACUCUCUGCCACAGAGGGUAGUUGAGGCCAGUUCAUGGGCUAUAUUUAAGAGGGAGCUAGAUGUGGCCCUUGUGGCUAAGGGGAUCAGCGGGUAUGGAGAGAAGGCAGUGAUGGGAUACUGAGUUGGAUGAUCAGCCAUGAUCAUAUUGAAUGGCGGUGCAGGCUCGAAGGGCG
Leucoraja erinaceus (little skate) is the source of this 1568-nucleotide messenger RNA. Its product is annotated as tudor domain-containing protein 10-like. Gene Ontology annotation, molecular function: RNA binding. Lineage: Eukaryota; Metazoa; Chordata; Chondrichthyes; Rajiformes; Rajidae. Bases 106 to 1074 code for a protein of 322 amino acids. The transcript is spliced from 10 exons. The record is from RefSeq and is a predicted model, not a curated record.